CAAGGGUGUGUAGAACACAAGCGCUCUUACUGGAUUAUUGUUUACAACGAAUAUGGCAUUUGCAGCAGCUGAAGACCAAAACAUUGCCUUAAGUGCACGUAGUCUCCAGGGGCCACACGUAAAGAACGUAGGAGUUACUGUUUCUUACCCAUUUAUCAAGCCAAAUCUACGGGGUGAGCCACAGCAGGACUUUGUUGAAAUAUUUAAAACAUUUGGGAAAGCCUGUCGACAGGGUUUCAAAAAGUGUGCCUGCAAAAGUACUGACCAGAAGGACAAAUUAACUCUUCAUGAGUCAAAGCACCUCAUCAGAGAACUGUCUGCUGAACUGGACAGAGUGGUACAGUUCAAGAAAUGCCCCCUGAUGUCAGGAAAGUUGAAAAAUAAAGGCACCAAGGAAGAACAGCAGUAUUAUAUUUUGCAGUGGGCUGAAGAGCUCAAGCAAUUGCAAAUGAAACAAAAAGAGGAAGAAGAGGGGCCAAGCACCUAUAUUAAACUAAUUAAAAACGGCUUCUUAGCUCUUCAAUUUGUCUCUGUGAUGUUUGGCCACUUUAUUGCUGCUUUCAGCUUUUUUCUUUGUUUACCACAGAAACCAGCAACCCUUUCAGAGACUGACAGUGAAAUUAAACUAAGGAAAGCUAAAAAAAUAUUGUCUGAUUGGUCUUGGAAACUAAAACAAAUGAAACAGAACUCAGUAUGUCUAAAGGGUGAAUUUGAAGAAACAAUGAAGGAUCUUCACAAACAGUGGAAAAACCGGGAAUCCAGCAUACUUCCAGUAAUGGACUGGAUGAUGUGGACUGUACUGCAGUCAGAAAGCUCUGAGAAUGCAUCCCCCAGACAGUGGGUGAAGAAUAAACUGAGGUCAAAAGAUUCAGUUGGAUUACAUAUUCCUAACUCAGUUUGGAAUUGGAUUACACAAUCAAAAGCUGCUGUAAUCCUGGAUCCUGAGUGGCGGGUGGGAGUUGUGAAGGAAUCUGCCUCUCGACAUGGCUUUGUCACCAUGAACACAAAAGCAGGAUACUGGAAUCUGCGGCUGCAACUGGGAACUUUGAUGGCUUUGACUGAACCAGUGACGAAACUCAACCUGCCAAAACCAUCUAAAAUUGGAGUUUAUCUGGACUUAGAAGAGGGUCAUGUCUCCUUCUAUGAUGCAGAGAAAAGGAGACAUAUCUACACCUUUAACAUAGAGUGUACUGGAAAGGAAAACAUUUACCCAAUGUUUGGCACUGUUGAGACAGACAAAGCAAUGGUAAUUUCAUCAUAAAAUGAAUUUCCCAAUAUAUAUCAUAAUACAUACCUCAUGAUUCUUAUUUGUUUUAACUAUACUGUAAUUCAGUGGUUCUCAAUCCUGGUUGUGUGUGCAAAAUGUGCAGAGCAGAGCAUAAAAAUAUGUUUUAGGUUUGUCUUUUGCUAUCAAAUCUCAAAAUAACAACUGCAAUAUAAAUAACUGUAAAAAUAUAAACUGUGUGUGAUUAAUGUUUAAUGUGUGUGUACUUGUGCCUGACAUUUAAAUCAGUGCAAUCAUCUCCUGAUAUUGUAUUUUAAGCAAUUUAUAUAUGUAGUAAAUUAAGUCAUUUCAAAUUUUACUUCUAUUUCAAGUGUAUACACUGUUGUGUUAUUCCUUUUAUUCACUAAAGCAGUUGUAAAGGUGUAAAUCUCUACAGUUUAUGUGUUUUACCAUGUUUUAGGAGUCAAUUCAUAGUACAGGUCUGCUGUCUACGUAGCCUAUGCAAGUAUACCCACACUGUUAGACAUUUGUUGCCAGUAAGUUACUAUAAUUAAGAUUUACAGUAGCAAACUGUACUUAAUUUAGUUGCAAACUGUACUGUUUCAUUCAUGAAUCAUUACAAGCAGUGUAACACAUUCAGUGUAGUCUGUCCCAAGCUAUUGUGGCGUUGUAGACACGGUGUAGGGCAAAUUGUGUCAAUCCAAAUAUAAUAAAUGAAGAAAAUAAAACAACCU
Molecule: messenger RNA, 1959 nt
Organism: Labeo rohita (rohu)
Lineage: Eukaryota; Metazoa; Chordata; Actinopteri; Cypriniformes; Cyprinidae
Product: E3 ubiquitin-protein ligase TRIM7-like
Exons: 12
Coding region: 53-1261 (402 amino acids)
Molecular function (GO): protein binding
Source: RefSeq, a predicted model, not a curated record